UAGACCUAAUAAAAAUUAAAUUGUAUCAUGCUGACUGACACCAAAGCUACACAGUAUUUGGAAAAUCUAAAAGCAGAAUGACAUUAUUAGGGGGAAAAUUCUUAUUGUGCAUCUGUGUGCCCAGCCAGUAUCUGAAGUGGUAGUUAACUUACGAUCUAUGAUAAUUAUGUUGGAGUUUGUGGAGGUUAAUGGGCUUCUGCUGUCUGAAGGAACACUUUCAGUGAGAUACUUCUGGUUACACAGGGUUGAAGAGUCCUGCUAAAAGCCCUGCUUACAAGCCUGACUGGUACUCCGGGUGAGUCUUACUGGUGCACCUCUUACUCAAGUGUUUCAUGCCCUCAGAGGGAUUAUUGGUAGAAUGAGUUGAGUUUUAAGACUGCAAUGGAUUUCCCAUGUUGUCUCUUUUUGACAGAGAAACUGAGAGGUGACUGAUCUUGAACAAAACUUUGUACCCCUGGUAUCUCCUCUGUGCAGGCACUUCACGUGAAGGUGACUGAGUACAAGUGGAUGACUAGGCAGUGAGCUGGGAGCUUUUCCAUGUUUAUCCCUACAAUCUAAACUUCAGCAUUAUGAAAGAAGCCUCAUCUACAAAAGCUGUGUGGCAGCAUGGCUCACAGGAGAAUAAAAGGAGAUGGCCCUCUUAGCCUGCUCUAUGUUGUAGAGAGCAAAGUCUUCGAUGCCCUUCCUUGCCAGACAUUUUAUCUUUCUUUUGGCUGCUGGUUCUCCUCAUCGUUGCACGGUUUGUAAUACAGCUGUCAUGGUCUGCUGCUAUGAUAGAUGGCAGCAGUAGAUCUUUGUGCCUCUGUACUUAGAUAAUCACUUGAGAAUGUGGAUAGAAAGGAGGCAAGAGGUGUGUUGUGCCUGCUCUGUGUACGUUCGCAGCAGGAGUCCUGACUUUGCUGUGUCUGGCUGGAUGAGCAGGACCAGGAAGGAGCAGCUUGAAGGGGUGGCUGCUGCAACUAGAGCUGAGGGGUAUUACACAAUGUAUAGGGGAAGGGUGUGAAGAGCAGUGGUGGUGUGGGCCCUGCAGUUUCCACUCCUGAAUGAAGUCCUGCCUGUAGUGUCUGUACUUUUUAAGGCCUUGCCUUCAGUGAUCACAGCAAUGGUAGGUGUAAAGGAAGCCCUGAAUGCAUAUGCAAGAGCAAUUGUGGUCUCCGUGUGCUUGUGCAAGGCAUUUUACGAACAUAAGAUUAAAUAAAAACAGGGGUUGGCCAGUUCUGUUUCCCUGUAUGUGUAUUUAUUGUUUAGAAGUUAAGCCUAUGAAUUUCCUUCUUUUGCUGAGUAACUUUUUUUGAGUUCUGCAGAACAGCUCUGACUUUCCAUCUGACACUGAAAAUUUAAUCAUUGUGCAAAAGAAACAUGCUGUGUUAGUGUAUUUUACUAGAGCUGAAUUGAUGGUAGUUGCUUUUCUACUUAAAAUAGCCUCUGCACACAGCUGUGCACCUAGGAAGCUGGAGCAUCAUUUUGGGGAUUACAUGUGACAUUUUGUCUUUGCAAGAAUGACGUAUCAUAAAUGAAACUGGAGCUGGACUUCAUUUCUCCACAUUGUUUGGUUACCUGCUAAUAACUCCCAUGAUUGCUAAUGUUUCUCAGGGUUAAAAAUGACCAUGGAAUCUAUCAGAAGCUGUAAAAGCAAAGGGAAUCUGUCUUACUGGAAAGUAAGAUCUGAAUCUCCCCAACUCCGCAGCGGCUCUGAUCCAUCUCAACUUACUGACCCCAGCAUAAGAAGCAGUUUGUUCUUUUCUGCGUAACACAGUAUUGUCAGGCUGCCCAGAACAUGAAGGUGUAACUUGUCACUUAAAAAAAAAAUACAAGCUUCCUCAGCUGCUGAAGUUAGUGUGUGUCUCCUUAAACUGAAAGGGAGCAUCUUUGAGCUGGAGAGUGGCCUGUGAUGAAGGCACAUUGGGUAAUUCUUGGGCAGUUCCUGUGCAGGGCUAAGAGUUGGACUUGAUGCUCCUUGUAGGUCCCUUCCAACUCACAAUAUUCUGUUCAGAAAUGUUACUUCUGUAUAGGUUGCACUGCUGUCUGCUUCAAACUUUAUUUUUAGCAAAAUUUUAUUGGCUUGAUGUGUAGGAAAAAUAAAGACAACAUAUUAGUAAAAUAAUUGCCAUACCAGUGCAGCCUGUUGCUCCAAAGAAAGGUUUUCUGAUUAAAGGUCCGGUGCUGUCUCUCAAGGAUGUACAGAUGUGUUUCCCCUUCAUUAGGUUAGUAGACACAUAAGGGAAAUGUUAAAAGAGCCACUAUUAUUACAAAUUACUGUGUCCAGACACGAGCAGUUACAAAAUUCACCUUGCUGCUAUCUACUGCCCUAGCAUUGCUGGACUGUCACUUGACAAAAGCAAGUUGCUCUUUCCCUCCCCUGGCCUGUUGACUUGAAAGAACUUGCUGUAACUAUUCAGUGCCUUGCUUGUCUUAGAGGCCUCCAGAGGGGGAAAAAAAUUACUUUUUGAUGUUCAGAGCUAGAAACCUCUUUACUCUCUUGGUCUGUGAGAGGUGAAAAUAAGAAAUAGUAAAAAAUAAAUAAAGGGUGAAAAUCUGUCUCAUGGCAGGUCGCUGCUGUUAGAUCUUUGCAUUGUUGGUGCAGUACAACAGCAGGGGCACUGGAUCAUUACAUGGGAACUCUGUGGCUUUUCACUGGAGAUUUAUACAGUUAAGUGAGGCCAUAGAGCCCAGAAUAAUUUUUACCCUUUGUGCAACAUAAUUUGAGGGAAAAUUUUCCUUCUCCUGGUUAUGAGUAGUAUUUCCUUCUUGGUGCUGUGUACAGAAUGGCCUCUAUGGCAUUCAUGCUUCUCUUCUGCAAUGCAGUAUUAUAUUCAAGAGUUAGAGCUCAGGUGAGAGGGAGGCAAUAUCUGCUGUUCUCUUCUCCAUACUCUGCCUUAAUGUCACUUUGAAAUGGGACAUGUCCUGCUGCUUGGGGUGUGUCCUGUCUGAGACUAAAAGGUUGGUCAAAGCCAGGGUGAGAGGAAGUAACAAAUCAUGGAGUUUGCUGGCUCUCUCAUCUAUUGAUCCACUGUGACUUUUAUCAGGGACCUGCAUCUCUAAUUUCUCUAAUUCUGAAUGCAGCCUGUGAGCCUGAGGCGCGAUGUCUGCAUCUCCUCUCUUUAAGAUGCUCUGCGCGUGCCUCUGACUGUACAAAGCUAAGUGAGCCCAUGUCCUGUGGUGUGACCUGGCCUAUAGCACAUCCCAGGUUUCUGACUGGGGAUGGGGAAGGACCAUGUGUCUGCCCCGUGUUUCUUCGGUACAACUCCAUUGGGAAGGGCUGACAUCCAACAAUUACAGCAUCAAAAUCUAUUCCACGUGGAAUGGCACAGGUUAAAUCAGAGCAGAUACCUCAGCAUAUAUGGCAUACAUGCCUUACAGCAUAUACGUGUCUGUAUUGGCUAUAGGAUAUUCCAAACCCUCAGAUGGUUUAGCAGCUGGGAUUCUUCCCUGAAUUCUAAUCCUGGAGGGGAGGCAGGAUGCAGUAAAGGACAAUAUGAGGCUAAACUGCUUUCCUGUGGGCAUUGCAAAAGACAGGUUCUUUUGGAGAACUGUGUAUCUGUACAGGAAGAAGGGGUUUCAAGAGAAAAACAAGGACAGAGGGAACCAGAUAAAAAAGCUUGUUGUGGGAGUACUAAGCAGGAGAUGAAUAUGGACCUGAGCUGUGUGCCACAUUCCUAUGUGUCUGUUUUGGGGUCAAGAAGGAGCUGGUACCUAAGAGGCAGGGCAGAGGCUGUUCUUGCCACCUCUCCAAGAUGCAGCAAAGCAUGAAGGCAGGCAGAAUUUUAUGCUCUAACUUUGAUCAGCAAUGGCCCUUUAAGGCAGAGCAAGGCGUGCGUUAUGGACACUGCCCAGUCCAAACCCAGCAGCCACGUGAACUCUCCCCAGGUGGGUAGUGCCAGGCUGGCACAGCAAGGCCCCCUCACCCUCCCCGAGGACAGAGGGAAUCUGAUUGAACUUGCUGGCUCCCACUCACUCUGCCCCAAUUUUCAUCAGGACAAAUGAGAAGAACCUGUCUCCAAGUGCAAGGUUUUGGGAAUAUGUGUCAGAGAUGCUUGUCAGUAAAACAUCCGUCUUGCCCUAAUUUCUGCAUGGAGUGCUGCAAUGUCGAGUGAAAUAACCUUCCAAGCUGGCUCUGGUGCAGAGGUAUUUUGGCUUAUGUUAUUGCUGAGAGCUUUCUUUCUGAUGAGCUCUUUCUGCCUCUCUGUGUUUCUGAUGUCUGACUCUCUUCACUCUUCUUUUUCCCUUGGGCUGGGAUGUGUGCUGUUUGCAAUGCAUCAGGAAGUAAUACGCAAUGAGAAAACUCUCAUCAUCUGUGCAUCAGGAAGAGAAUUACUGACUGAGUGCUGAGCAGUCAAGUUAUUGAUUCAAACCAAAGCCCAGUCUCUCUGUCUGCUGGGCUGGUUACAUCCUGCUGGUUCAUUGCAUUUAAUCGGAUUCCCUGAGCUGCCACGCAGAGGGGGUGAGUUAGAACCAGAUCCAUCUAUAAUGUUCGCUUCAAAAUCCAGUUCUGUCUCCCCUUCUCCGUCCAUGGAGCAGGCAGAUUCGGAUGCUCUGGACAUCAGCACCAAAGUGCAGCUGUACGGUGUGCUCUGGAAGAGACCCUUUGGGAGGCAGUCAGCCAAAUGGUCCAGGAGGUUCUUCAUCAUUAAGGAAAGCUUCCUGCUGUACUAUGCUGAGAGUGAGAAGAAGAGUUUUGAAAGCAAUAAAUACUUCAAUAUCCAUCCCAAGGGUGUUAUACCCCUGGGAGGCUGCAUUGUGGAGCCUAAAGAAGAGGCCAACAUGCCUUAUGCCAUAAAGAUCUCUCAUGAAGACUUCCAUGGGAACAUUGUUCUAGCAGCUGAAUCAGAGUUUGAGCAGGCUCAGUGGCUGGAGAUGCUACAGGAGUCUGGAAAAGUGACCUGGAAGAAUGCCCAACUGGGAGAAGCCAUGAUCGAGAGCCUGGAAGCUCAAGGACUACAGCUGGCCAAGGAGAAACAGGAAUAUUUAGAUAAACUUAUGGAAGAAACGGAGGAGCUAUGUCUGCAGAGGGAGCAAAAAGAGGAACUUGAACGUCUGAACCAGAUCCUGGAAGCAGAGAAGCAGCGUUUUGAAGAGGUGGUGCGGGAGCUGCGGCUGGAGCAGGAGGAGAUCCGACGGGAGCUGGAGCUCACAGCCCGCUCUCUUAAAGGAGUGGAGGAAGAGAAGAAAGAGUUGCGAAGCCUGACAGAGUCCCUACAGAACACCCUGGAGGAGCUCUCCCUGGAAAAACAACAAAUGCUGGAGAUGCUGGAAGAAAAUGAAAGCCAGGUCCCACCUCCAACCAGCCCCAGCAAGGAGCAAAGCCCGAUAUGGGGACUGCACUGCAGCCUGCGACAGAUUGAAGAGAAGAUGCAGCAACUUCUGCAGGAGAAACUCCUGGCAGAGAAAAGGAUGAAGGAGAAUGAGGAGCGGUCUCGAGCACUGGAGGAGGAGCGGGAGUUUUACUCUUCCCAGUCGCAAGCGCUGCAGAACUCGCUCUCGGAGCUGACUGCAGAGAAACAGCAGGCAGAGAGAGACCUCAAGGCUGAAGUGAAGGUACGCAUGGAUCUGGAGAAGAGACUGAGAGAGGCUGAGGAAGCCUUGCAGAGCUUGGAGCAAGGCUUAAAUUCUCUGAAUUGCAACAAGGAGAAAGAGAAGAAGAUGAAAGCAGAUGUCAGCAACUUGAGAAAGUUCUUUGAAGAGUGCAUCCGCAACGCUGAGCUGGAGGCCAAGAUGCCUGUGAUCAUGAAGAACUCUGUGUACAUCCACAAGGCUGCCACUCGCCGCAUAAAGAGCUGCCGCUUCCGCUGCCGGAGAACCAGCGCUUCCUGGAAUGACAGUAGUGAAACAGUCACAGUCCUUCAUCUUCUCACCUGCAGAAGCUGAAAACAUUGAAGAGCUGAAAGAAGCAGCCAAAAGACUGAGCCGGGACCAGCGCUUUAGGAAAACUAUCUAUCAAAUCAUGAGGUCACAAAAGGAUUCUGCUUCAGGGGACAAAAAGUGACUCUUCCUGGGAGGGGGCUUCUGAGAUCAACCUGCCAUUCAGCUCCGCAAAAGUUACAGCCUUGGGCACUAAGCUCAGAAGGGAGAUCUGGCAUUUGUUGGGGAAGGUGGGGGGAGAGUUGUGUGUGGGCAGUCACUUCAGUUAUUGGCUUUGCUUUAGUUUGAAUGCUCCCUGCAGCCUGGCAGACCUUCUCUGCUGAUCACUCCAGACCUGUUUGCUUCAGCUGCUUACAUUAAGCCAUGUUUGGCCAAGAUGCCACAGUCGGUGUUAAAGCGACCCAGAGACCGUAGCUUAGGAAGUGCCUCUCCUUUCCUUCCCUGUCUCAUAUGUCUGCCAAACACAAGUGCUUCUGAGGAAACCUUUAGCAGCCGAUGUUCCAGCUAGUGUAAUCUCCUCAGCUGAACACAGCUCACCCUGUUCUACCUGAUCCCCUCUAGGAGCUGGCUCGCUGCACACCCUCAGUCAAUCAGCACUUCGGUGGGGCGCAUUUCCUCAAGACUGCAGCAGUCCCAGCCUCCCAAGCACAGGCAAAGUAUCAAACACAGGGCCAAACUUUUUGUCUUGAUGCUACAUCAUUUCAAGCAAACAGCAGCAACACAAGGUGAAGACAACAGGAGGAUGCUGUGGAUUUGUGUCCAAAGAGGAUCAUGUACAGAGAAGAGCUUAUAGGUAACUCAGUGGCAUUGAUGCAAGCUGGAGGGAGGGUUCUGUUGUGUUGAUGGUGGGCAGAACAUUCCAGGGCCACCUUUGCACAUUUUCUGCACUGGAACAUCUAGCUGUGUCAGAACAGGGGAAUAUGUGCUAGGGAAGGUGUUAGUUAUUGGCUAUCUAUUCCUCAGUGUGAAGAAGCCUUUGGCUGAGUUUUGAUGGCUUCCUCAACACCUCUGUGAGGUGAGUUGGAGGGCAGAAGAGUGAGGACUGUCCAGCAACGAAACCCACUGCCACUUCAGGCAAGCUGUAAGGGUUGUGGAAGAGGAGUCCAGGAGAGGAGUCACUUUGUUGUGGAACCCCUUGCAGCCUCCCUCACCUACUUUAGGCAAGCAGUUGGCUGAUAAUUACCCAUGCUGUAGAAGCAGCACUGCCUGGUGCUUACAGACUGCAGGAUAAGCACGCUCAGAGUGAUGGCCUGCUUUCUCCUGUGUAUUAAUUGGGAUAUAAAGAAAUAGACAAUACAAAAGUGAAUAAAGUAAGCAGCAGAAGUACAGUUAGGGGUUAGGGAGUGGUAAAGUGCAGAUUUACUUUACCUUUCAUGGCAUUAGGACCCCUGGGUAUUAUGUAUGUCCAGUGACACACAGGUAGUUGCUUCCUACUGUCCCACUCAGACUGUGACAGUGUCCACUCACAGCCUUUGGCUUCUGGCCACCUACAUAAUUUCCUACCAAUUUAGUGUUGUUCCUAGGGAGAAGUCAAGGAUGAGGCUGGGAAGCAAGUCUUGGCUUACCAGCCAGAGGAGAGUGGUUAAAGCUGGGUGGAGGAACAUUCUGUGUGAUGCUCCUGAAUGGACUCACUCUAGUGUGACCAGAGGAAAAGCUUUGAAAGUACAGCUUGUACUUCCCAUUUCAGUCAGUGCCUGACGAGUAUCCUUCUGCCGGGCAUUGGGAGGUUUCAUCCAAUCAGAGCAUCCAGCUCUGAAGUAGGAUGUUUUUGUGAUAAUAGGUGAUACAGUAGGAGAAGAUUGUUUCCAUCCUUCCUUAACAUACCUGAUCCUUCUGUGGUUUAUCUGCUUGAGUUUAUAUGCCAGAAAGCCACAAAUGAAUUCUUGCUUCUACAAGGCUGAAGGGUUGUGAUAAAGCAAUACAGAAAUGUUUUUUUCCUUUAUGCUGCUCCCAAAUCAUCUCUGGCUAUUUUCCAGUUACAAGGUCUAUGUUAGGUGAUGCUGGAAGGGACAGAAAAAAAGGAUAGCUAGAGAAUACAUCUGUAAUUCAGGCAGUUAGAAAAAUCACCCUAUGGCCUGUGAAUACAGCAUUUUUCUUCUAUUACCACCAAAGCCACAAUAUCUGACUCUCCAGAAGUAUUGUAUGCAGGAGGUAGCCACAUCAGGUCUUCCUUUACUGUGCAUAUUGACAGCAAUAAGUAAAUAAAAGUUAUGCUGACA
Molecule: messenger RNA, 8078 nt
Organism: Motacilla alba alba
Lineage: Eukaryota; Metazoa; Chordata; Aves; Passeriformes; Motacillidae
Gene: PLEKHD1
Product: pleckstrin homology and coiled-coil domain containing D1
Exons: 13
Coding region: 4468-5865 (465 amino acids)
Source: RefSeq, a predicted model, not a curated record